CUGCAUUCCACAGCUAUCUCUUCACAGAAACAAGUAAAACCAGCUUUGUCCCACAUUCAGAACUGAUGGGCUCAUCUACUCUUCCAUCAGCCAUAUUUUUGGUUUUGUUUCUCGCUGUCUUUUUGUUUUUCGGCACUGGUACAGCUCAGCAAUCAGGCACGACGCGGCACUACAAGUUCAAUAUACAGCUGCAUAACGUCACCAGAUUAUGCAAGACAAAAAGCAUUAUUACGGUGAACGGAAAGUUUCCUGGUCCUCGUAUUGUUGCUAGGGAGGGUGAUCGUGUUGUGAUCAAGGUGGUUAACAAUGUGUCCAACAAUGUUAGCAUCCACUGGCAUGGUAUUAGGCAGCUGCAGAGCGGGUGGGCGGACGGACCAGCAUACGUGACUCAGUGCCCAAUUCAAAGUGGGCAGAGCUAUGUGUAUAACUUCACCAUUAUAGGCCAGAGAGGAACUCUGUUUUGGCAUGCUCAUAUCUCCUGGUUGAGAGCCACUCUUUAUGGACCGAUUGUGAUCCUCCCAAAGAAAAAUGCUUCGUACCCCUUCCCCAAACCCCACAAAGAAGUCCCAGUCAUCUUCGGAGAGUGGUGGAAUGCUGAUACAGAGGCAGUUAUCAGCCAGGCUCUUCAGACGGGAGGCGGACCAAACGUCUCCGAUGCAUACACCAUCAAUGGAUUGCCUGGUCCAUUGUACAAUUGUUCUGCUAAUGAAACCUUCAAGCUGAAGGUGAAGCCUGGAAAGACUUAUCUUCUUCGGUUAAUCAAUGCUGCGCUCAAUGAUGAGCUCUUUUUCAGUAUUUCCAACCACACGCUCACCGUUGUUGAAGCCGAUGCCAUUUACAUAAAGCCAUUCGAGACAGAUAUUCUCGUCAUUGCACCUGGACAAACCACCAAUGUCUUGCUCAGGACAAAGCCUAAUCCCACAAACAGCACAUUCUUGAUGGCGGCCCGGCCUUACUUCACUGGCCAAGGCACCUUUGAUAAUACCACUGUUGCUGGUAUUCUUGAAUACAAACUCCCUUCUCAAAAGGCCCUCGACGCUCCAAUUAACAGUCUCCAAAUCCCAACCCUUCCACCGAUUAAUGCAACUUCUUUUGUCGCAAACUUCAGCAGCAAAUUUCGAAGUCUAGCAAACGCUCGAUUUCCUGCAAACGUGCCACAAACCGUGGACAAGAAGUUCUUCUUUACCGUAGGUCUUGGCAGCAGCCCCUGUCCGAAAAACCAAACCUGUCAAGGGCCUAACGGCACAAAAUUUGCUGCAUCUGUCAACAACAUCUCCUUCACAAACCCCACAACAGCACUUCUCCAGGCCUACUUUUCCAGACGUUCCAACGGCGUUUACAACACUGAUUUCCCAAGCUUUCCUCUUAUGCCAUUUAACUACACGGGCACCCCACCGAACAACACCGGUGUUGCCAACGGCACAAAACUGGUUGUGCUUCCAUUCAACUCCACCGUGGAAGUGGUGUUGCAGGACACCAGCAUCCUAGGGGCGGAGAGCCACCCUCUCCAUCUCCAUGGCUACAACUUUUUUGUCGUCGGCCAAGGAUUCGGGAACUUUGAUCCUCAAAAGGACCCUCCAAACUUCAACCUCGUCGAUCCUGUGGAAAGAAACACUAUCGGCGUGCCGUCGGGAGGGUGGGCUGCCAUCCGUUUCCGGGCUGAUAAUCCAGGUGUUUGGUUCAUGCACUGUCAUUUUGAAGUCCACCUGAGCUGGGGUUUGAAAAUGGCAUGGAUAGUGUUGGAUGGGAAGCUGCCUAACCAAAAGCUGCCUCCUCCACCUUCUGAUCUUCCCAAAUGUUGAUGCUGAUUUCCUACUGGUCUUUUAGCCGCUCCAGUUCUUUGCAUGCAUAAAUUAUACAAACAGAAGUUCUUUCUUUCUUUCUUUUUUUUUUUUUGGUUCUUUACCCCUUCUUGUUUUUGCCUUUUCGGCUUGUUUUCGGACGUGGUGAGUGUGGGGGAGACGAAAAAAGACUGAAACCGGAAUUGUAUUGGAUUUUUGCCUUUACAUCUGUUACAACGAAAUGAGAAAUAAAGAUGUCGUGAGAAGAUUUUCCUUCCGCUA
Sesamum indicum (sesame) is the source of this 2063-nucleotide messenger RNA. RefSeq names its product laccase-17. The record is from RefSeq and is a predicted model, not a curated record. Gene Ontology annotation, biological process: lignin catabolic process. Gene Ontology annotation, molecular function: hydroquinone:oxygen oxidoreductase activity; copper ion binding. Gene Ontology annotation, cellular component: apoplast. Lineage: Eukaryota; Viridiplantae; Streptophyta; Magnoliopsida; Lamiales; Pedaliaceae.